CCCACUCUUCCUUUCUCCGCGUCUUUACGUGUCCGCCGGACACACGACUCUCCCCCGAGCAGACACUGCAGGGGAAGAAACGGACGAACCCACCAUGGAAUAGGAAUACUACUUGGGGGAAAAAAACAAAAAAAAACGGGGAACAAACCUAUCUCAUCUUCUUUAUUUAACCUAUACCGACGCAUUUUUUUUCUCUUUCGCAUCCCCCUUCUUUCUCGAUGUCUCUCAACAGUUUCUAAAGGGAUUGAAGGAGAGGGGAAAAAUGAGGAUUAUUGUUUUUUCUUGGCACUUUCUUGGGGUGUAUUCCGCCCUUUGGGGGCUGGUGACAGGGGCUUUUCCCAGCUCAGUGCAGAUAGGUGGACUCUUCAUUAGGAAUACAGAUCAGGAGUACACUGCAUUCCGACUAGCCAUCUUCCUCCACAACACCAGCCCUAACGCUACGGAAGCACCCUUUAACCUGGUUCCACAUGUCGACAACAUAGAGACCGCCAACAGCUUUGCAGUCACCAAUGCAUUCUGUUCUCAGUACUCAAGGGGGGUCUUCGCCAUCUUCGGCCUUUACGACAAGCGCUCGGUGAACACGCUGACAUCGUUUUGUGGGGCCCUGCACAUCAGCUUGGUGACACCCAGCUUCCCCACUGAGGGGGAGGGCCAGUUCACACUGCAGCUGCGGCCGUCCAUCAGAGGAGCUUUACUGUCGCUGCUGGACCACUACGACUGGAACCGAUUUGUCUUCCUCUAUGACACAGACAGAGGCUAUGCAAUUCUGCAGGCAAUUAUGGAGAGAGCGGGACAGAAUGCCUGGCAGGUGAGUGCCAUCUGCGUGGAGAGUUUCAAUGAUGCAGCGUAUCGCAGACUCUUAGAAGACCUUGAUCGACGGCAGGAGAGAAAGUAUGUCAUUGACCUGGAGCCUGAGAGACUCCAGAGCAUCUUGGAACAGGCAGUCAGUGUGGGGAAACAUGUGAAGGGUUACCAUUACAUCAUGGCAAACCUGGGGUUUAAAGAUAUAUCUUUGGAGAGGUUCAUGCAUGGUGGGGCUAAUGUGACCGGCUUCCAGCUUGUGGACUUCAGCAAACCUAUUGUGAUAAAGCUGAUGCAGCGCUGGAACAAACUGGACCAACGAGAAUAUCCUGGAUCUGAAAGUCCACCAAAGUACACCUCAUCCCUCACUUAUGAUGGUGUCCUUGUUAUGGCCGAGGCUUUCCGCACGCUUCGACGUCAGAAAAUUGACAUCAGUCGCCGCGGUAAUGCUGGUGACUGCCUGGCUAAUCCAGCUGCUCCCUGGAACCAAGGAAUAGAUAUGGAGCGCGCACUUAAACAGGUGCGCAUUCAGGGACUGACUGGAAACAUACAGUUUGAUCACUAUGGUCGGAGGGUCAAUUAUACUAUGGAUGUGUUUGAACUGAAGAGCAACGGACCACGGAAGAUUGGCUACUGGAAUGACAUUGACAAGCUUGUGUUGGUUCAGAACGAAAACGCUCUGUCCAACGACAGCUCAGCCAUGGAGAACCGGACAGUUGUCGUGACAACCAUCAUGGAGGGUCCGUAUGUGAUGCUGAAGAAGAACUGGGAGCUUUAUGAGGGCAACGACCAGUAUGAGGGAUACUGUGUAGAUUUGGCUUCAGAAAUUGCCAAACACAUUGGAAUCAAGUACAAGAUCUCCAUUGUACCAGAUGGGAAAUAUGGAGCCAGAGACCCCGAGACAAAGAUAUGGAACGGCAUGGUCGGCGAGCUUGUGUACGGGAAAGCAGAAAUUGCUGUGGCUCCUCUGACCAUUACUCUGGUGAGAGAGGAGGUGAUUGACUUUUCUAAGCCCUUCAUGUCUCUGGGAAUCUCCAUCAUGAUCAAGAAGCCUCAAAAGUCCAAACCAGGUGUCUUCUCCUUCCUGGAUCCACUUGCCUACGAGAUUUGGAUGUGCAUUGUGUUUGCCUACAUUGGAGUCAGUGUUGUCUUGUUUUUGGUGAGUCGCUUCAGUCCAUAUGAGUGGCAUGCAGAGGAACCAGAGGAGGGUGCCGUGGAGCAGGGGCCCACUGACCAGCCUCCCAACGAGUUUGGCAUCUUCAACUCCCUGUGGUUCUCUUUGGGAGCCUUCAUGCAACAGGGCUGUGACAUCUCCCCACGGUCCCUGUCUGGACGUAUCGUUGGAGGUGUGUGGUGGUUCUUCACUCUUAUCAUCAUCUCCUCUUACACAGCCAACCUGGCUGCGUUCCUCACUGUGGAGAGGAUGGUCUCACCUAUAGAGAGUGCAGAAGACUUGGCCAAACAGACAGAGAUCGCCUAUGGGACGUUGGACUCAGGCUCUACAAAGGAAUUCUUCAGGAGGUCCAAGAUAGCUGUGUACGAGAAGAUGUGGUCUUAUAUGAAGUCUGCUGAGCCAACUGUCUUCACCAAAACAACGGCGGAAGGUGUGGCAAGAGUCCGCAAGUCCAAGGGGAAGUACGCCUUCCUCUUGGAGUCUACUAUGAACGAAUACACGGAGCAGCGCAAGCCCUGCGAUACAAUGAAAGUCGGAGGGAACCUGGACUCCAAAGGAUAUGGCAUUGCCACACCGAAAGGCUCACAGUUAAGAAAUGCGGUCAACCUGGCCGUGCUAAAACUCAACGAGCAGGGCCUGUUGGACAAAUUGAAAAACAAGUGGUGGUAUGACAAAGGAGAAUGUGGCAGCGGGGGAGGGGAUUCCAAGGACAAGUCUUCCCAGGCUUUAAGUCUGUCCAAUGUGGCUGGGGUCUUCUACAUCCUUGUGGGUGGCCUGGGCCUGGCCAUGCUGGUGGCCCUGGUUGAGUUCUGCUACAAGUCACGGGCCGAAGCCAAGCGCAUGAAGCUGUCUUUUUCUGAAGCCAUGCGGAACAAGGCCCGUCUGUCCAUCACAGGAAGUGUGGGGGAGAAUGGCCGCGUCUUAACGCCAGACUGCCCCAAAGCCGUGCAUGCUGGCCACGCCUCCUUCCGACACUCCGGCCUUGCAGUGGUCUCUUCUGGACUGCCCUGAAAAACCAAAAACGCCUGCCGUGCCUUAAUGACACACAAAUGCAGACUUUGACAAAGAAACACACACUAACAUGCAACAAUACCAUCACACAAUGACAGAAACUCCUAACUAGAAUUCAGACGCAAACAUUUUUACACAUUUGAAUACGCAACAUUUCACCUUCCUACAGCCACUGACUCGUUUUACAAGAGACAAAUGAAAUGCAGCUGUGGAGUGAACGGUGAAGAAAACUAUAAUGGAUAAAGGACAAAACAAUAAAGGACGUCACGCUUGCCUGCCCACAUGAAAGCCAGCACAGAUUUACAUAAACUGGACUUUGAUCUCCGUGUGAUGGACUGGUGACCUCUCCAAGAUGUACUCCACAUCUCACCCGGUGACAGCUGAUAUGGGUUUCAACUACCCCACAGCCCUGACAGGCUGAUUUCAGUGUAGAAGAUGGGUGGAUGGAACUGUGAACUGUAAACACAACCGCAGAAGUGAUCAUGAUGAUGAUAGGCACAACAAUGAAGACCACAGAUGAUGAAAAAAAAAAGGAAAAAAGACAACACUACCAACGACUGUACUCCUGCUCUGUCUUUAUUCGACAAUUAUGGCCAAUAUUCCACACACACCCUGAGAACGCCUUACUAAGACUACAAAUAUUGUUUUCGUCAUCAUCAUCAUCAACAUCAACAUCAACAUCAUCAUCAUCAUCAUCAUCAUAAUGUUCAUUAUCACCUCAACCAGCCUGCAAAGACUGAGUGCCAGGUAUUAAAAACCCUUAGAAGACCAGAAAACUGUAAGCUUGAACGUUCAGAGUGUGCAAACCUGCUACUUUUGUCAUGGACUUUUCAAACUGAAUGAAAAUGCUUUCUUAUCACACAUACAAUGACUUCUUGCUCCAAUUUAGCAAGCUUACCACCCAGUACAGGACAGAAAUAACUCGGAAACCUGUGCCGCUGAUUUUGGCCACAGAACAGAAAGUGGUUUGAAAUAGAAAAUGUAGUUAAUAAUGAAGUACUUCAUCAGAUAUAUUCUCAUGGCAGUAGAAAUGCUAGUUAAAAAGUGAUCUUCAGUUUUUGUCAUUCAGGCAAGGUUUAUACUGUAUAGUGAGAAAUGAAAAGCAGAAAAAAAAGAAAAGAAAAACUACGGUUGGAUCUUAAAUUGUUCAAAGUGCUUCUCAACCUCACCACUGGGACCUCCCAGAGUGAUGAAAAUCAAGAAUAAUAACUCUGUAUAACCCAACAACCCAAAAGGCAAAUCAAAGUUCAUCUUUCAUUGCAGGCUUGCCUGCAGAGACUGUUUUGUCAGUGGCUGUGGCAAGGUUCAGAGGUACUGCUCUGUGCUGUGUGCACUUCAUUUACCGUAACUAUAAAGACCUGCAGGUAAAUUUCCCAAUUCUCCCAAAACUGUAAUGAGCUGUUAGGUUUUCAUUUGAGGUCCUCAGACUUUUCCAGUGGCUGGGGAGUGAUACCAUAUCAAAAAGCUUGCUUUUUAGAACUGAUGUAAAUAUAACUGCGUAGCAUAACAAAGCUCACCUGUCUUUUUUUAAUCAUCUUAGAUAACAAUUCAUUGCAAUAAUGAAUAUAUAAGAAAAUGCCACUACUUGUAAUUAAGUAAAAAUCUUUUUUUAAUAAAUCUACAUAUUAUAUAUAAUGCAAAUAAAUAUAAAUAAAUAUAUAUAUACAUAUAUAUAUAUAAAUCUAUAGAGAGCUAUAGAAAACAUUGAUCACUGAUUGUCAGAGGCCAUGGCAUACAUUCUGUUAAAUGGCUGUUUUUUUGAUAACUUGAGAAUAUUAACACGCCAUAGUCUUUGUGUGACCUGCUCUACACUGAAUGUCCAUCUGACACUCACACGGACACGCAGAGGAAAUGCACACAAACAUUGUUGCAUACACAGGGUCAGCUUCGAGUGAUCACUCAAGCACCGUUACUAACUCACUGGUUUCCAUUGUCUGAUAAUGUUUUUAUCCCCAGAAUCUUUUUUUUUGUAAGUGUGUGUGUGUGUGUGUGUACGUGCGUGCGUGCGUGCGUGCGUGCGUGCGUGCGUGCGUGCGUGCGUGCGUGCGUGUGUUUGUGUGCACAUGUGUGGAUUAUAGCAGCCUCUGACUCAACAUGUUGAUGCCAGUAAAUUAUGAGUGCAGCUCACACAGUGACAAAACUAAGUAGUCCUCCGGAGAGGACGGCGCUGAGGUGAUUGUUCUACUGAUGGGAACCAAUGUGGGGUGACAUUUUCUAGAGUGUAACAUUUGUAUUGCUUUUCACAACACUUCAGUUCAUUUUGUUGUCUUCUCACCAGAUGUGAUUCAGCAGCAGACUGAAACCUAACACAGAUUCAAGUUCAGUAACCUCUUGCUGAUGUGGCUCAUAACUGCCAGCCCUGGGGAGAGGAAAAUUCAUGUCACAUUGAUAAUCAUGGAAAGUUAAGGACAAAAUGUAUACUUUAAUAGAUUCACAUUGUUGCCAUAGUGCAUAGUGCACAAUGGUGAUAUUUGAAUAGAUAAGAAUACAUCAUAAUACAGACACUGUGAGAAUGACAAAAUGUGUUUUUGGCCCUUCCCGCAUCACCUUCCCAGCCCUCACCAUUCCCCUUUUAUUAAAGGUAGGGUAAGCAAUUCUUUUUGACUUCUAACUCAGAACACGUUUUGUCACAUUCAGUAAAUACCUCAUCAACUUUGACUAGCUGCCCAUCUUUUGAAUCCACUGUUUGAAAAAAAAAAAAGCCUCUUAAACCAUGAAAAACUACAACCAAUCAGAGACAGGGGGAAGGUCUAUCUUCAUGCAGCUGGUUUUGCUUCAGAAAUGUUCAUGAUGGGUCAUGUUUUCUGGGGAAGUACUGGCGGGAUCGUAUGUCGUUGAUGUUUUGCUCAAAUAGCAACGGACAUGAUGUUAUCCAGAAAUCACUUACCUUACCUUUAACUCAACUCUUCUCUUGUUUUGUCACCUCGACCCUCAGCUCUCAUUUUCCCUCCAAAUGUGAAGCAGAAAGCUCUGUACAUAACACAUCGGCAAAUGACAGCUUGUUUUAUUUUCUGCCUAGAUUCACUGUAAGAUAAAGAGAUAAAACAUGAAUCAACAGCUGGAGACACGCGUGACAAUCUGAAGUUCUUGUAGCUGUUUUUUUCAUAACUUUUCAUAUUGGAUGCACUGCACUGAACCACCUAUUAUUGUGCAGGGAUUUUGGGGAAUGCUAAUGCUAUAGGAAGGUGUGCUUCGACUGUACAAAUUAGUUAUUUCAAGCAAAAUCCACAUGAUUUCCAGCAGAUGUUCCAACAAUCUUGUAUCUGAUUGGUUCUUGUAUUUGUCCUCCAUUGAGUACAUUCUUGUCAAACUCAACAGAAAGGAAAACAUCUUCAAAAACAAUAGUUUAACUCGCAUAAUAAGAUAUCUGAAUAAAACAGCUUUAUAUGGCUGAAACAAACAAUGUACACAUUAUCUAAACUUUUCCUCUCAGCCCAGUGGAUCAGGAUAGAAGAACUGUGGCAAGAAAAACAACAGAAUCACAGCAUUUGAUGCAUAAAACAUCCAUAUAAAAAUAUACGGUACAUAAAUGCAAAUACAUCUGUUAAUACCAGCCCUGCUGUCACUGAACCAGGCAGUUAAGCUGCAAACGAUUCAUUUGUAUGUCUUUGAUUUUUCACUGUUGCUACCACCUCCAGCAAACAAAACUUCAUAUGUGGACAGCAAAAAGAUGAUUUCCGGGCUGUCAAGACCCUGGCUUUGACACUCUUUCUUUCUGUCUUUCUUAAACUCUUUCUUGCCAUUUCAUUUCCUUUUCUAGUAAAAUAUCAA
Messenger RNA from Cololabis saira (Pacific saury), 6757 nucleotides. RefSeq names its product glutamate receptor, ionotropic, AMPA 4a (gene gria4a). Gene Ontology annotation, molecular function: AMPA glutamate receptor activity; transmitter-gated monoatomic ion channel activity involved in regulation of postsynaptic membrane potential. NCBI's taxonomy places the organism in Eukaryota, Metazoa, Chordata, Actinopteri, Beloniformes, Belonidae. Gene Ontology annotation, cellular component: plasma membrane; postsynaptic membrane; AMPA glutamate receptor complex. The transcript is spliced from 18 exons. The record is from RefSeq and is a predicted model, not a curated record. The coding region runs from base 263 to 2986 and encodes 907 amino acids. Gene Ontology annotation, biological process: monoatomic ion transport; synaptic transmission, glutamatergic; modulation of chemical synaptic transmission.